AUGGUGAGGAUCAACAAUUACAAUGUGCGGAGAGUGCUUCUAGAUCAGGGUAGUUCUGCGAAUAUCAUCUAUGGCGACGCAUUGGAUCAAUUGGUGUUAACAGAUCAAGACCUGAUGCCAUAUUCUGGGACUUUGGUAGGUUUUUCGGGGGAACAAGUUUGGGAACGCGACUACUUGGAUUUGAACACAAUUUUUGGCGUUGAUGAGAACGCGAAGCUCUUGCGAGUAAGGUAUUUGGUUUUGCAGGUAGUCGCGUCGUAUAAUGUCAUCAUUGGUCGAAACACGCUGAACCGCCUCUGUGCGGUAAUAUCGACAGCCCACCUGGCGGUGAAAUACCCGCUGACCUGCGGGAAGGUAGGAAAGAUCGCGGUAGACCAUCGUCGGGCGAGGGAAUGCUAUAAAAACUGCUUGAGCUUGUAUGGUAAGAAGGGAGCUGGCGCCGGGCAUAGAUGUCACAAGAUUGAGAUUUUGGAAGGCGAUCAGGAUCAGCGAAGUGUCUAA
Molecule: messenger RNA, 501 nt
Organism: Lotus japonicus
Lineage: Eukaryota; Viridiplantae; Streptophyta; Magnoliopsida; Fabales; Fabaceae
Exons: 1
Coding region: 1-501 (166 amino acids)
Source: RefSeq, a predicted model, not a curated record